This is a messenger RNA of Homalodisca vitripennis (glassy-winged sharpshooter), 984 nucleotides long. RefSeq names its product kielin/chordin-like protein. Bases 79 to 906 code for a protein of 275 amino acids. The transcript is spliced from 8 exons. The record is from RefSeq and is a predicted model, not a curated record. Gene Ontology annotation, molecular function: protein binding. NCBI's taxonomy places the organism in Eukaryota, Metazoa, Arthropoda, Insecta, Hemiptera, Cicadellidae.
GCGAUAUAGGAAGCUGGGAACAUCUCGGCAUUAGCACAGUGUUUUCACCGGCAGUGUUGGCCUGAGACCACAUCAGCCAUGAAGGAAUCUGUAGUUUUGUCUCUUGGUUUUCUAACUUUGGUGGCAGGUGCGUGCAACGAGUACGCGAAGAACUACUACGAGACCAUAGGCUGCACACCGGAGAGUCAUGACGAGACGCGAUGUCCCAUCAGCUAUGAUUGCAGUGUAUUGAGCCAAAGAAGUCCAGAUAAGUGCUAUUUCCAGGGGAGAGCUUACGAUGAAGGCGACACACUACAGGACAGUCCACCAUGCUUGGUACACUGUAAGUGUGAGAAGUCUCCACAAACAGGUGGCAGACUGCAAUUUUCCUGUAUUCGAGUCGAGUGUCCAGAGUUUUUCAGACGCCCUCCACCACCCGGCUGUUACAAUUUGUAUGAACACGAUAAAUGCUGCAGUGUUGGGCGUGUUUGCGGGCAACAGAAGGAGGUCGCUCAGCGUUGUGAGUACAAAGGUCAAACAUACAAUAUAGGAGAGAAAUUCUAUCCUGACGAGGAGCCUUGCCGAAAAUGCAUUUGCCAGCCAGGCUUCAACGGAUCUUUUACAGAACCGACGUGCCGUAAAUUCAGUUGCAAUUACGAGCUAACCUACGUCAGACCAAUUACGGAUGGUUGCGUACCCGUGUUCUAUGGCGAGAAGAGAUGUUGCCCUAUUGAAUGGAGGUGUCCUAAAGAUUCUGACUCCGUAAUUACACAAGUAUCCAAGACCGGUCCAGAUUCAGGUAAAACUUGUCAGUUCGGCGAGUUGACAUUACGUGUCGGAGACAAGCUGAACAGCCAAGGAGGAGUCGAGAUUGAGUGCACUUGCACAAUUCCGCCCCAUCCGUUGUGUGUGCGAAAACAAUAUUGAGCUGGAGCACCUGAAUGUGAUUGAAUUAUUUAAAAUGUAAUCUUAAAAAUAUAUGAUUUGAAUUAGUUGUCACCUUCA